Molecule: messenger RNA, 900 nt
Organism: Lycium ferocissimum
Lineage: Eukaryota; Viridiplantae; Streptophyta; Magnoliopsida; Solanales; Solanaceae
Product: zinc finger BED domain-containing protein RICESLEEPER 2-like
Exons: 1
Coding region: 1-900 (299 amino acids)
Molecular function (GO): DNA binding
Source: RefSeq, a predicted model, not a curated record
AUGGCAAAUGGUAUUAGUAGAUGCUUACGUGAGUGGGGGAUAAAUAAGAUCUUUACUGUCACAGUUGAUAAUGCAAGCUCAAAUGAUGUGACAGUAAAAGAAUUGUCUAAACAAUUAACAAAAAUGGGAACUAAUUUGAUGAACGGUAAUCACCUUCACGUGAGGUGUAUGGCUCAUAUCAUGAAUCUUGUCAUCCAGGAUGGUUUAAAAGAAUGCUCUUUGUCUAUUGAACGUGUUAGACAUGCAGUUAGAUAUGUUAGGCAGUCUCCUGCGAGGUUGAAAAGAUUUCAAGAAAGUUGUGACGAUGAACAACUCAGUUGCAAAAAAUCUUUAUGUUUAGAUGUUCCAACUAGGUGGAACUCCACCUAUCUGAUGUUGAGUAGGGCUGUUGAAUUUGAGAAUGCAUUUUCAAAUUAUGCUUCUCGUGAAAUCGGCCUGAGACAUUAUCUUGAAAAUUCUUAUGUUGAAGUUGGAAUUACUACCGGUGAACUUUUGAGUAGUGAUUGGAUCCAUGUGAAAAGAAUUACGAGAUUUAUUGAGAUCUUUUAUCUUCUUACUUUGAAAAUAUCUGGAUCACGUCAUGUUACGUCAAAUAUUCAUUUUCUUGAAAUUUGUGUUGUUGCUGUUUAUUUGAAUAAAUUAAUGGCAAGCGAAGACACUAGUUUAAGUGAUAUGGCAAAGAAGAUGAAAGAAAAAUUUAAUAAGUAUUGGGGAGAUCCAACAAAAAUGAACAAGAUAAUUUUCAUUUCAUGUAUUUUGGAUCCUCAUUACAAGCUUGAAUCAGUUGGCUAUGCACUUGUAAAGAUGUUUGGAACGCAAGGGCCAUCUAUACAAGCAGAAGUAAAGAAGUACAUGACUUCAUUAUUUAGCGAGUAUGUAAAAUCCAGGCAGCGUGCUUGA